CGUGCGGGCGCACUUCCAUUGGAAGCCGCACUGGCCAACCGCGAGCAUCUGUGCCUCCGUCAGCUGCAGCAGCGCUUAGUCAUACAUACACAUAUCCUCACCGUCGUCGCACACUCACCCAAACACACACACACACUCACACCGAUAACGCAGUUCCGUUCCGGACACAAUAACUUCUUCGAUAUGUCCCAUCACAUAGAUAUGGAAGACCACGCCGAGCCGGAGCCCGUCCUGCUCUCGAAGCACGCCAAGAACCUGCUGCGUUUCCUCAAUCUGCUGCCGGCACGGAUGGCCUCGCACGAUAACACCAGGAGUACCAUUGUCUUUUUUGCUGUGUGCGGCCUGGAUGUCCUCAAUUCCCUGCAUUUGGUGCCGCCACAGCAGCGACAGGACAUCAUCGAUUGGAUCUACGGGGGAUUGGUGGUGCCACGCGACAACGAGAAGAACUGCGGCGGCUUCAUGGGCUGCCGCGCCAUGGUGCCGAAAACGGAGGACGCCGCGCUCUUGGAGUGCAUGCGGAAGUACCAGUGGGGCCACUUGGCCAUGACAUACACCAGCAUAGCCGUCCUUGUGACCCUGGGUGACGAUUUGUCCCGUUUGGAUCGCCGCAGCAUUGUGGACGGAGUGGCUGCUGUUCAGAAGGCGGAAGGAAGCUUUGGAGCCUGCAUCGAUGGUAGCGAGGAUGAUAUGCGUUUUGUUUACUGUGCCGCCGCCAUUUGCCACAUGUUGGACUACUGGGGCGAUGUAGACAAGGAGGCCAUGUACCAGUUUAUUAUGCGUAGCCUGCGCUACGAUUAUGGUUUCAGUCAGGAGCUAGAGGGCGAGGCACAUGGUGGCACCACAUUCUGCGCCCUGGCCGCUUUGCAUCUCAGUGGACAGCUGAAACGACUGGACGCGGAUACAGUUGAACGAAUGAAGCGUUGGCUCAUCUUCCGGCAGAUGGAUGGAUUUCAGGGGCGUCCCAAUAAGCCAGUGGACACGUGCUACUCCUUUUGGAUAGGUGCUUCGCUGUGCAUUCUGGAUGGCUUCGAGCUGACAGACUAUGCAAAGAACCGCGAGUACAUACUGAGCACGCAGGACAAACUAAUUGGGGGCUUUGCCAAGUGGCCACAGGCCACACCCGAUCCGUUUCACACGUACCUGGGACUCUGUGGCCUUGCCUUCACUGGUGAACCGGGCCUGAGUGCCGUGAAUCCUAGUUUGAACAUGUCCAUGGCCGCCUGCGUUCACCUAAAGCACCUGCACGAGCAGUGGCAUUCGAGAAAUGGACGUGGCGACGACGACACGGGCUUGAGUUCUGCCGCCCAGCAGCACCUAAAGCUGGCGAAGGAGCCAGAGGCGAUGACGACUGCAACUACUACCUCUACAUCGCCUUUGAUUCAGGCACAAUGAGGGACAAAAAGCGUUGACGCACACGCACACUAUUGUAUUUGUAUGGGCCAGGUUUUAGCCACGUUUUAGCCAUGCUUUUCUACCUGUUUUUUGUAUUGCUAGAAGCUCAGGCUUUCGGAGGGAGUAAAUACGUUUAUUGUACAGCCUAAAUUAAUGUUAACAACGAGUGUAAGAUUAAGCUUAAAAUUAAAUUAAAGCGUCCCAUGCCGAA
Drosophila kikkawai is the source of this 1603-nucleotide messenger RNA. RefSeq names its product geranylgeranyl transferase type-1 subunit beta (gene betaggt-I). The record is from RefSeq and is a predicted model, not a curated record. Gene Ontology annotation, cellular component: CAAX-protein geranylgeranyltransferase complex. NCBI's taxonomy places the organism in Eukaryota, Metazoa, Arthropoda, Insecta, Diptera, Drosophilidae. Gene Ontology annotation, molecular function: CAAX-protein geranylgeranyltransferase activity. Gene Ontology annotation, biological process: protein geranylgeranylation.